This is a messenger RNA of Ostreococcus lucimarinus CCE9901, 792 nucleotides long. RefSeq lists its product with no specific name. Lineage: Eukaryota; Viridiplantae; Chlorophyta; Mamiellophyceae; Mamiellales; Bathycoccaceae. The transcript has a single exon. The record is from RefSeq and is a predicted model, not a curated record. The annotation marks the transcript as partial.
GUGCGAGCGAUCGUCGGCGCGACGACGAGAAUCCAAACGCGCGCGCCACCACGUGCAAAUCACCGCACCGCGCCACUACACGGCGCGCGCGCCGUCACCUCCGUCAAAAGGCAGUCAAUGUCUAACCGCUUCCAGCCCCCUCCGCGCAUCGCGCGCGCGCGUUCGCCGCGCACGGAUAACGACAACUCCAACAGAGCCUCCAGAGAAGACUCGCCGCGCGAGGCGGCGGGCCAAAGUCGAAGCCGAAGUCGGUCGCCCGCGCGCGCGAGCGUGCUUUCGCUAAAACGGGAUCAGAUGCUUCCAUUCUUGCGUAAACUGCGACCGACGUUCGUGUUCACGAACGAUCGCGCGCUCUUGAACUUGUGCGGCGGCGGUUUGAACGGCGCAACGCGACCUUGUCGCGCGCGCGCCGAGGUCUUCAAUCCGCUCGGUCUGUCCGUGUCGUGCAGCGUCAGCGCGACGCAGCUCGCGCGGUUCUUGCACGUACUAGUACACACGCCACUGGCUGUCGCGGGGCUGUUGCUCGCGGCGAAGUCGCUCGUCGAGCGCUCGCAAAGAUUACGAGAAGAACGAGAAGCGCGCGAGGCGUGGCGAGUAGUCGAAGUGGAACCCGCGAUACCGAGUGACAUGGGCGUCGAACACGCGUUAGCGAUGUCUAUUCCUCUCGAGAACGACCGUUUAGCCGACGAUGAUGAAGACGAAGACGAAGUUUCGAUGGCGCCCUCCGAUUGGAGUUUUAUUUCUGACGAAUUCCAAGACGACGCGAGCGAUUCGGAGGUGAUUGAUCGAUAA